Messenger RNA from Heterostelium album PN500, 612 nucleotides. RefSeq lists its product as uncharacterized. The transcript has a single exon. NCBI's taxonomy places the organism in Eukaryota, Evosea, Eumycetozoa, Acytosteliales, Acytosteliaceae. Bases 1 to 612 code for a protein of 203 amino acids. The record is from RefSeq and is a predicted model, not a curated record.
AUGAUCGCCAUUGCAGAGAUACCGAAGAACUACUUUCUAUUCCGUUCGAUCAGUCCGAGUCUGCUGAGUGGCAGAUUCGGUGCAAAAGUAUCGUCGUCCGACAGUCACAAUCACAGCAGUAGGAGUAAAGGAGAAAACACAUCAUCAUCAUCACAUUCACAAUCCAAUAAUUCAUCGGGUGGUUCGUCUGGUGGCGGCUCUGGUAUCAACUCGAACAACAGCAAUGGUAAAUGGUCAAACAACGCCAAAAAGCCUUCACGAGCACAAACCAAUGCAACCUCCAUCUCAAUUAAAAUGGGAAAUCUUUCACAUAAACAAAAUCAUAAUGGCGAAAUCAAUAUUAACAAUAAUAAUAGUCAUGAUAAUACAACCUCAACUUCACCACCACCAACAUCGACUUUAACGGUUGAUUCAAUUACAAUUUCACAGCAACAAACUGAUUCUACAAAUCUAAUUCCAAAACUCUCCAAUCAUAAUAAUGAAGAUUUAAAUGUUACUACCACAACAGUAGCAACAUCCAUUGACAUUCCAACUGUAAUAUUUAACGACGAUACCUGUACUAAUAAUAAUAAUAUUAAUAAACUGACUUCUGGUGGUCACCUUGAAGUUUGA